GAUCUCAAACUUCCCCACUUGAUUUCCUUCUUCCCCUCUCAGAUUUCACUAUUAUUUUACUUUAAUUUACUUUAAAUUUUAAUAAAUUAUGGGUGCUUGAGGGUGUAGGAAAGAGUUAAUUGUUUGGGUUUUUUUUGCUUGUUUUUUCCCCUUCUUUUUGGAUUGGUUUCGGGGGGGGGUUCCACCUUUUUUUUUGUUUGGGGUUCCAUUUGGGGCACGGGUUAGGUUUUUGCCUUUGGGUUGCGUUCCCUUUUUUCAAAGGUUUUUUUUUUUUUUUUCUCUGUCUCUCUCUCUCUUUUUUUUCUUUUUGUUUUAUGUUCUAGUUUUUGUCCCUUAUACUUCCUUUUUAUACCGACCCUUUUGUUUGAAGUAUGACUUCUCCAAUUUCUCAAAAAAUGAUUGAGGAGAUUGAUCCUAUACAAUCAACAAAUAACGCUGCAAAAGAAAGGAAUGAGUUUGCGGGAUUAGAGUUGACCAGUGAUGUUGCUAUCUCUCUUGAUGUGGUAAAAGGUGAGGAACGUGGAGAAUUGUUGGGUAAAGCUAGAGAAUGGAUGCCUUAUGAAGGAAUGCAAUUUCCAUUAGAGGAUGAAGCUCGUGGUUUUUACAAUGAAUAUGCUAGAAGAAUGGGAUUUAGCAUUCGAACAAAAUCAUCAAAGAGAACAACCCCAAAUGGACCUCUUGAUCGAAAGUAUUAUGUUUGCUACAAGGCUGGUAAAAAGAGAAAUUAUGAGCCUAUAUUCAAACCCUUGUGUGAUCGCCCACAAUGAGUUUUUGUUUCUGGACUGUAACUUCUUUAUUAAGUUUUGGGUUUUCUUUAGUUUUUCUUGGUGGUUCAAGUAAUGUUCAGAUUCUAAUUUGUUUUGCUUUAUUGUUGUGAUUUGUUUCUCUUGUUUGUUGAUUUUGUCCCUGUGCUGAAAUACUUUGUUUCCCUCUGGUUUGAUUUGGUUUGAUUGAUCCUUGCCAACUGAGUUUAUAUUGCUUGUUCUUUUGUUGUUGAUUUGUUUAUUGCCUUUGAUAUGUUUAGUCGAACUUUCUUUGGAAAUCAUCAAAUUUGUUAAUUCAUGUGUUUUUUGUUUUUCUAUGCUUGAGAGAGUCUAGAGAUUUUAGAAUUU
Messenger RNA from Rubroshorea leprosula, 1112 nucleotides. NCBI's taxonomy places the organism in Eukaryota, Viridiplantae, Streptophyta, Magnoliopsida, Malvales, Dipterocarpaceae. The record is from the annotation of a GenBank genome assembly.